Messenger RNA from Capsella rubella, 608 nucleotides. Its product is annotated as auxin-responsive protein IAA33. The record is from RefSeq and is a predicted model, not a curated record. NCBI's taxonomy places the organism in Eukaryota, Viridiplantae, Streptophyta, Magnoliopsida, Brassicales, Brassicaceae. Gene Ontology annotation, cellular component: nucleus. Gene Ontology annotation, molecular function: protein binding. Gene Ontology annotation, biological process: regulation of DNA-templated transcription. The transcript has 2 exons. The coding region runs from base 72 to 590 and encodes 172 amino acids.
ACUUUGAGUUCCAUAUAUAUAACCGCUGUUUUCUCCAAAGUUACAAAACCCUAAAAAACCCUACACUCAAUAUGAACAGUUUUGAGCCACAAAGCCAAGACUCUUUGCAAAGAAGGUUUCAUCAAGGGAACACCUCCACCACACAACAACCUCGUGACACCACGACACCUUUCAUGCCCAAAUCUAUUUCGAAAGACCAUAAUAAUAGCAACUCCAGUUCCAGAGCGGCCGGGAGAUCAUUCCAAGGUUUUGGUCUUAACGUUGAGGACGAUCUAGUUUCAUCAGUGGUUCCUCCGGUUACGGUUGUUCUAGAGGGACGUUCGAUUUGCCAACGCGUAAGCCUAGACAAGCAUGGGAGUUAUCAGAGCUUGGCUUUGGCUCUGAGGCAGAUGUUUGUCGAUGGGGCUGAUUCUGCAGACGAUCUUGAUCUGUCUAAUGCGAUUCCUGGCCAUCUUAUUGCUUAUGAAGAUAUGGAGAAUGAUCUACUCCUCGCAGGCGAUCUUACUUGGAAGGACUUUGUUCGUGUAGCGAAGAGAAUUCGAAUCUUACCGGUGAAAGGAAACACAAGCAAAGUGAAAAGAAACGAGUGAGGAGAAAAGACCGUUUUG